This is a messenger RNA of Lineus longissimus, 1700 nucleotides long. Its product is annotated as glutathione S-transferase P 2-like. Gene Ontology annotation, molecular function: glutathione transferase activity. Gene Ontology annotation, biological process: glutathione metabolic process. The transcript is spliced from 5 exons. Bases 226 to 906 code for a protein of 226 amino acids. The record is from RefSeq and is a predicted model, not a curated record. Lineage: Eukaryota; Metazoa; Nemertea; Pilidiophora; Heteronemertea; Lineidae.
UCAUCCUAGAUACUUGACCAAAAAUAACACUGAGACCUACUCAGAGUUGAGAUCAGUAACACCCAUCACAUCACAGGCUGGCACGUGAGAUAUCAAGUCUUUUAAAAAUUGAGCAUUUGCAUUUUCCGGUCAAUACUUAUACUACGGUACGUCUGCUGCACUGUGCCUCAAGUAUUGAUUCAACUCUGAUAAGCUGAGCUUUGUGGAGAAUACUUUCUGUGUGCAAUGUCAGAGGGAUAUGAACUGUACUAUUGGCCUUUCGCUGGGCGUGGGGAGUUCAUCCGCUUGAUAUUCGAGGAUGCAGGAGUGCCUUUCAAAGAUAUUUCUGAUAGACCCACUCUCCUGGAACUAAAAGAGGGACGAGAUGGCUUUUAUCCAGGGUUCGCUCCACCAUAUUUAAGGAAAGGCAACUUCACACUGAACCAGACCCCGGUGAUCUGCCGCUAUCUCGGGAAAGAGUAUGGGUACUGGCCAGAGAAGGAAGAGGAUCAUUGGCAUGCUGAACAGGUGAAUGCCACCAUUCACGACUUCAUUGCCGAGGGUCGUCUAGUCUUCCAUGGGGUAGGCUUCGUUAAAUCAUACUAUGACCAGGUAGAGGAAACCAAGCCUUACAUCGCGUGGUUCAAGAAAGAGAGGUUUGCAAAGUGGCUCGGAUUGUUUGAAAGGAACCUGGCAGCCAAUCAUGGAGGAACCGGUUUCGUAGUUGGCGAUAAGUGCACAUAUGUUGACCUGGCUCUUCUGCAUGUUCUUCGGGCCGCAGCGUCUCAGUUCCCAGAUGAGUGGGCAGCCAUUGACACAGUGCCACUGCUUAAAGCAUUUAAACUGAGGAUGGAAGAGAGACCAAGGCUAGCAGCUUAUUUCAAAUCUGAUAGAUGCCGACCGUUCGAAGGCAGCAGCAUGAUGUGAGAGGUAGUGGUGGAGAAAGCACAGACAAUUAUAUGGAAGUUUUGCUAUCCUAUACAGAGAACGGAUCAACCGAGAAUGAGCCAUUUAUCAGUGUGACAUCAUAAAUUCUAUGGCAUGCUGUCUUGAGAGGGAAAUCAGAUUAUGUGAAUCAGGUCUUGAUACUGGUUGCCCAUCUAAGAUUGAGAAUAACAUUCAAAAUGGCAAAGGUGGAGGAUACAAUACAAUUCUAAUUACUAGUGAAUGCACUCUUUCACAAGAUUCUCUUUUCCAAUCAUGGCCAAAGAGUAAAACUGAGAUCAAAUGACAGUCAUAAUUUCCUCCCUCUAUCCCCAGAUGAAAUGUCUCAAUGUAAUUCUAAGAUGGUCCCUUAGCUUGAACCGAAUAACAUAUCCAACAAGCAGAAUAUAUCUCCGUAUCGCGUAUCAUAGUUUCAGCGGCAAUAGUUUGACUUCUCAUAAUCUCUCUACCCUCAUUCCACAUGGAAAAAGAACGGCUACCAAAAUAUUUUUGUAGAGGAAAUGAUAUCCAACCUUCCUUUCAUGUUUAACAUGUUCAACAGCAUAUUCACCCAUCAGGUUUUUGGUCCGAUUAAUACAAGAUUUGGUCCUACACUGAAAGGUUCUCAGUGACUGCUCCUAAAUUCUGGAUUAUCUCCUUUCAGAAAUAAGAUCCAUCGGGGCCAUCAAUUCAUUCACAUCAGCCCUAAAAUUUAUGAUAUGAUUCGAUCUUUGAGAUCAAUUUUUACAUGUACUUGAUAAAAUAAAUAAAACCUUACUUCUCCAGCUGUCUGUUUA